Molecule: messenger RNA, 2703 nt
Organism: Sturnus vulgaris (Common starling)
Lineage: Eukaryota; Metazoa; Chordata; Aves; Passeriformes; Sturnidae
Source: RefSeq, a predicted model, not a curated record
AUGGCUGCUCCCAUGGCUGUAGCCGCCGCCCGGGCCGCGCUCUGGGCCGCCGGUGCCGCCGCGGCGGGGCCGCUCCGGCUGGGAGCAGGUGCGCUGGGGCCGCGGGCGUACUCUGGGGGCGGCUGGGUCCGGGAGGUACGUUCUUGGUAUAUUCGGUGUUUUCUUCCAGCUCGCCUCCCGGGGAGCCGCUGGAGCGGGAGCAGCUCGGCACUGGGCAGGAUUCUGGGUGUUCCCAGCCGCUGGAGCGGGAGCAGCUCGGCUCUGGGCAGCCUCCUGGGCAUCCCCGCCGAGGCCCCGCCUGCCACUCUGGGCCAGCACCCGCCGCCCGUGGCCACCGACAAAGAGGAGCAGAAGCGCCUUCUGGAGAAUCGGCCCGACCAGCCCCAGAACCCCAAGGUGCUGAGAAUCGCCAUCAUCGGCGCUCCCAACGCCGGGAAAUCCACGCUCUCCAACCAGCUCCUGGGCAGGAAGGUUUUCCCAGUCUCCAAGAAGGUCCACACCACCCGCUGCAAAGCCCGGGGUGUCAUCACACACCAGGACACGCAGCUGAUCAUUCUGGACACACCUGGCCUCACUAAUCCCUUAAAAGCCAAAAGGCAUAAUUUAGAUGAAGCCAUGCUGACAGACCCGUGGGACAGCAUGAAACAUGCAGAUUUAGUCCUGGUUCUGGUGGACGUGUCAGAUCACUGGACACGGAACUCUCUGAGCAAGGAGGUGCUCAAGUGCCUGUCUCAGUUCCCCCACAUCCCCAGUGUCCUGGUCCUGAACAAGGUGGAUAUACUAAAGAAGAAGUUUCUCCUGCUGGAAAUAGCAACUGACCUGACAGAGGGAAUUGUAAAUGGAAAGAAACUGAAAGUGAAAUCUGCACUUCAACAGGAUUCCAGUUCUUCAGCAAAGUCUCCCCUUCAUAUCACUCGGGCUUCACCUGAAAGCAAGGUCCCAGGGUCUCCCUUUGGGCAGGAAAGGAAUCAGGCCCAGGAAGGCUCUGAUUUGGACAAGAGCAGUGAUGUUGGGGGUGCUGACCCAGGGGAAGCCCAAGGGCCAAAACACCAUGGACCUGAGGAUCUAAAAGAUACAAAAGGCUGGCCACACUUCCAGGAGAUUUUCAUGCUGGCAGCUCUCCGUGGGGAGGAGGUGGAUACACUCAAGAGGUACCUCCUGAUGCAAGCCAAGCCAGGCCCUUGGGAAUUCCACAGCGAUGUCCUGACCAACCAGUCACCUCAAGAGAUUUGUGAUAAUAUCAUCAGGGAGAAGAUCCUGGAGUACCUGCCCCUGGAAGUGCCUUAUGGAGUGACUCAGGUGACAGAGAUAUGGGAGGAAGGAGAAUGUGGGGAGCUGCUCAUCGUGCAGAGCCUCCUGGUGCCAAGGGAGUCCCAUAAAAGGAUGCUGAUUGGAAGAGGAGGAAAGGUCAUCAGCAGGAUUGCUCGGGAAGCUGGCCAGGACCUGAUGAAUGCUUUCCUGUGUGACGUCCGCCUGAAGCUCAAGGUGGAGGUGAAGGGUUGAGCACUUGGUGUAUUUUAACAGCCCUUGAACUCUCUGAUCAUGUGGAAAAACCAAUCCUGGGGGUAUCUUGGCACCUUUAUUCAAUUCAGAAAUAGAGGAUGAUGGAAUCACUACAGCAAGCUGAAGUGGAAUACAUUAUUCUUUGGGGGAACCGCCCAAACUGAAAUAAAAUCUCCAGACCUUCUAUGGAAUCUGAACUCAGGACAGACACUGGAGAAUCAGCUGCACCCAUGAUUCUGGUACUGCAAUUCCAGAGCUGCCACCCACUUCUUUUGGGCUGUAUCUCAUGUCCUUGCUCCCAGGUGUUUGUACGUGGAAGUUCAGGAGCAUCUCCUGCCUUAUAGCAAGCAAAGGGUCACAGUGAAGGAUUAUUGUGAAGCACAUGUGUGUAAUCUCUUCUGAAGGCUGAAUCAUGGUCACACAGGAGGAUGAGGCCACCCCAGCCCACCUGAUGGUCUCAUGUUGACUUUUCUCCCUGCCCUGUUGAGGUUAGUGGGUGUAGGGAGUCAGUUUUAGGGGUUUGCUGGCAGCUGGAACAUCUGUAAUGCCUGACUGGCUUGCCUGUCAUGUCUGUCAUGCAAAACCAGCACGGACCCACUUACUUUUUAGGAAUUUGAGUAGUUUAUUGGAUCAGUUACUUCCAAGUCCUCACUCUGCACCAGGGUCACAGAUAUAAACACAGAAGCUGUUGCAGCUAAAGAAAACCUCAAAGUGGGAAGAGCAGCAGAUUCUGCAGCUCAGCUGUAACAGAGAGCACUGGAACAGGCUGGAGGAGCAGGGGCCAUGGCAUGGUGGAGCCUGGCACCACAUGUGUGUGCCUGGACCUGGUGUUUGGGGCUUGUUUUGUAUCUUUUGUCAGGCGUUUGGAGCACUGGGUACCUUCCUGCCAGAAAUCCAGGUAGAUCUCCAUGUGCAGUCCUAAAUUAACAUCCCUGAGGGAAGAAAACCCCAGCAGUGAAGAGAUUGGGAAGGGUCUGGAACCCAAAUCUGCUCAGCUCCUUGUCCCUGGUGCACUGUGAAAGAGAUGUUUUACCCUUCUGCUGAAGAAUUCUAUCUGGAAUGUGAGAUCGACUGAAAACUGGGUUGGGAAACCUCCAUGGAGUGUCCUUCCUUGUUUUCCUGGAGAAGGAGGGGCUGUCGUCCCUUGAAUGCUGCUGUCCAACUUUUGUAUUUCCCUUGCAAUAAAAUGAGGUCCCAGCA